CCCCCCCCCCCCCCACAAUUUGUACCAUGAGACACCCAACAACUUCUUCCUCCAUUAUUCCUCUCCCUAUCUAAGCUAUUGCUAGCCCCAUUCCCUAUGCAUCGAUCCAUCGAUCUCACCCACAAACACAAAGCCCUAUACAAGAAUCAUCAUAUGCCACUCAUGACCUAAUCAACCAAGAUCCCUCCCUAGCUAGCUUCUCGCUUCUCUCAUAUAUCUCUCUUCUAGCUUGCAAGAAGAAGAAGCUUCCCACACCAACUCAUUUUCUUAGCUUUGGAAGAAGCUGAAAAAUCCUUUCAGUUUUCUCCCAAGAAACAGCAAUGGCGACUACUGCUGCCACCGCGCCGGAUCUGUCACUCCACAUAAGCCCGCCUUCGCCGCCGGACAUGGCCGCCGGCGGCGAGACGAUGGAGCAGUUGGCUGAGCCAAAGCUGUGCCUAGGGUUUGGCACGGCGGCGGCGGCGGCGGCGGAGCAGUACAACAAUGGCGGCUGCAACCUCCAGCAGCAGCAGCGGCUGCACCAACCUAGCCAGAUCCAGAGAUUCAAGAAGAGCGCCAGCGGCGGCAGCCCUGUGUGCUCCGGCGGCGCCACCGGCACCGGCGGCGUUGCGGCGGCGAGAUCCGGGAAUGGCGGUGGAGGUGGGAAGAGGAGCUCUAGGGCGCCGAGGAUGCGAUGGACGACGGCUCUCCAUGCGCACUUUGUGCAAGCCGUCGAGCUUCUUGGAGGCCAUGAAAGAGCGACACCAAAGUCAGUAUUGGAGUUGAUGAACGUGAAAGAUCUCACGCUGGCUCAUGUGAAGAGUCACCUGCAGAUGUAUAGAACAGUGAAGGGAACCACAGACAGAACAUGUGCUGAAGGCCAUGGGCAGAUGAGAGAUAUGGGCUUUCUGAGGAGAGGAGGUGGUGGAGUGGAUGGCUUUGACGUGCUUGGUAACACCUCUUCAAUUGCAAUCGCCAAUAUUAGAAGGCAGGCAGCAGGGUCGCCGGGUGAGCAUCAUCAAGAGACGAUGAUGAGCAGCGCCUGGUGCCAGCCGCAGUUCGCCCAGCAGCAAACCACUGCUUGUGGGCUGCCGCUGCCUUGCCCCUACAUCGUGUCCACUCACCACUACCUCAUCAAACAAAACCAGCUGAUGAUGCAGGGAGGUUGGAGGGGAUCAUCAGGGCAGCAGCUGGCGGUACAGCAAGAUGCUGCAGCCCAUAGCAGCCUAGGGAUCAAGAACAUGGGACAACAACGUCUGCCUGCUGCUGCUGCUGCGGCUGCAGGCAACCAUGAUGAUGAGAUUGUAGUAGUCGCCAGCAGGAUUGGACGACGAUCGUCGGGUACUGCAGGCUUUGCUAGGUCGUCGCCUCCUGCAGCUUCAGGCUGCUGGACGCCGACGACGACGACGUGGUCGCCGCCGCCGCCGCUGACACCGCAGACCACGUCGACGACGACGACGAUGAGGGGCAGCAGCGUCGUCGUCGCCGCAGCAGCGCAGGCGUGCAUGAAGCAGCAGCAGCAGCAGCAGACGCCAUCGAGGGUGCCAAGCCUGGAGAUCAGCCUCGGGAGGCAGGGGUGGCAAAGCGGCAGCAGCUUGGAGCAGCAGCAGCAGCAUCAGCAGCGUCAUCAUCAGCAGCAGCAGCGGCAGCGCAGCGUGGAGUCCUCGGCGUCCAAAGAACUAACGCUACUAAAGUGCUUGUGAGAUAAUUAAUUAAGUAAAUUGAGUUUAUAGUAGAGUAUGUUUAGCAAGUAGUAGUAGUUUAAGUAGUGGUUAAUUAGUUAUUAAUCUCAACAAGCAGAAUUAAUCGAAGUGUAACAAAAAUUAAUGGCCGAUCCCCAAGCCUGCUGCUGGCUAGCUUAAUUUCAACAAAUAUGAGGGCGGAUGCUAGCUAGAUUAAUUCUUGGCUAGCUUAAUUAAUGUUUUUGUUCUGUCUUC
Messenger RNA from Oryza sativa Japonica Group (Japanese rice), 1916 nucleotides. RefSeq lists its product as uncharacterized. Gene Ontology annotation, molecular function: transcription cis-regulatory region binding. The record is from RefSeq and is a predicted model, not a curated record. Lineage: Eukaryota; Viridiplantae; Streptophyta; Magnoliopsida; Poales; Poaceae. Gene Ontology annotation, biological process: regulation of DNA-templated transcription; abaxial cell fate specification.